Messenger RNA from Aspergillus eucalypticola CBS 122712, 970 nucleotides. RefSeq names its product copper metallochaperone ATX1. Gene Ontology annotation, molecular function: copper chaperone activity; metal ion binding. Gene Ontology annotation, biological process: copper ion transport. Gene Ontology annotation, cellular component: cytosol. NCBI's taxonomy places the organism in Eukaryota, Fungi, Ascomycota, Eurotiomycetes, Eurotiales, Aspergillaceae. The transcript is spliced from 2 exons. Bases 322 to 561 code for a protein of 79 amino acids. The record is from RefSeq and is a predicted model, not a curated record.
GAACAACGCGACGAGGUUCAUUUCAUUCCUCAAGCACUCUUUCCCAUUCUCUUUCCAUCUCGUCGUCUAUAGACUACCUACUCCCAGAAACUACUUGAUAAUCGUCGCUGUUUGCUGUGGCAGUUUACACACCAGCUGUUGUCUCAACUCGAAACGCCCAUCGAUCGACGUGUCUCCACCCCUCUUCUCCUUGCUUUAGCCCCGCCAUCGUCAUCUCUAUCUUCCCUAUUUACUUAUUUGUUCAUCCACACACUACACACCACUUAUUUGCUCUCUCUCUCUCUCUCUCUCUUUCACGUACACACGCCGCCCGCCAACACCAUGUCCGACCACCAAUACAAGUUCAACGUCAGCAUGAGCUGCGGCGGUUGCUCCGGUGCCGUGGAACGAGUCCUGAAGAAGCUUGAGGGUGUCAAGUCCUUCGACGUCAACCUGGAAUCCCAAACCGCAAUCGUUGUCACCGAACCUUCUGUGCCCUACGAUACCGUGCUGGCUACGAUCAAGAAGACUGGAAAGACGGUCAACAGUGGAGAGGCUGAUGGCCAGACCAUGAGUGUCUAAAGAAAGAAAAGAAAAGGGAAAACGAAAAAAGAAAGAGCAAAAUCAGGAAAUCAUAUGGAGCCCGGGGUUGGCCUUGUGAAGGUGACGAAGCUUUCGUCCGAAGGGGACAGUGUUAUGCAUGCAUAUAUUGAAAGAAUGGGAGAAGGGGCUACUGCUUUGGGUAGUGUUGCGAGAUACCCUGAUAUUCCUGACCUGCUGCUGCUGUCUGCAAGGUUGUAUAUAGCGCAAUUAUUUGACUACGUUCGUAUCGGUUUGUGAUUGACCUUCGAGGGUGAUUUGUUUGUCUGUCCGCUGCCUGCGCAAUGUGUCUGCUAACGCUGUGGCUGGUGAUGACGACGACUUCUGCGGGUAUACGCGUAAGAGACACGAGUGCAUGUAGUAGUGCUCUAAACUCAGAGUAGCUGCGUGA